GAUUUGUUCACCAAGGUCAAUUGUACCUACUGUCAAGAAGAAGUAAACACAGUUCGAGUGAAGUGUUGUGUUUGUCAGGAUUUUGAUCUGUGUCUUCAGUGCUUUUCGGUCGGCGCUGAAAUAGGACCUCAUCGUAAUGACCAUUCUUACAAAUUCGUGGACCAUUGUGCAGCCACUAUUUUCGGUGGCAGAGGUGCUUGGACAGGAAAAGAACAUUUACAGUUAUUAGAUGCUGUGGAAUUAUAUGGCUUUGGUAACUGGGAAUUAAUAAGUGAACAUGUAGAAACUCGGACAGCAGAAGAAGUUAAAGAGGAAUAUAUAGCACGCUACCUCGAUGGGAACAUUGGAAAAGCCACUUUGGCCAGUGUUACUGCAAACCAACUAACUUUAACUGACCAUGUCUCAGAAGAUGAUGGUCCUUUAUCACCUUCUGUCACCUCCAGGUUACCACCAUUGGAUGUGACACUCGAGGAAGCUAGACUUUUAGGCUAUAAACCUCAUAGGGAUGACUAUGAAAGGGAAUAUAACAUGGAAGCAGAGCAGUUGGUGUCGAAACUAGUCUUGGAUCCAGAAGAGGAUACAGAGAUGGAAAUAGUAUUAAAGUUGGCUAUAGUGGAUAUGUAUGCCAGAAGAUUGAGGGAGAGGGCGCGUAGGAAACGAAUCGUCCGAGAUUACCAACUGGUGGCCAAAUAUUUCGCCAACAUGAGGAAGGAUCCUACCAAAAUGCCGCAAUUAACAAAAGAUCAACGAGAGAUGCGGGAUAAGAUGCGCGUUUUUUCGCAAUUCCUUUCGUCUGGAGAGCACGAUCGUUUGAUCGCCAGCCUAGAGAGAGAGAAAGAACUGAGACUUAGAUUGUCGGAAUUGAUGAAAUAUAGAAGUUUAGGACUUACGACCCAAGAAGAAAUCAUCCACUAUGAGCAGCACGUUGCCCACGAACGGCAAACGCAGCUAAGGCAGAACAAAUCUGGCAGCAGUGGCUAUGUACCCCGGGAGUUCCACCCCCAAAACGGAAAAAGCAUCGAGGCAGACACCGAUUCCACCGAAAGAAAACCCACGUGGGGACAAAGCGACGAAUGCGACACCAACAACUUCUCCUCCAACAACAACUCGAACUUGGAUAAUUCUCCCGCCGAUCCCUCGUCCUUGCGUUACUGUCCCAUGGGCAAUUUGUUGUCUGAAAAUGAAAUACACCUUUGUGCAAGUUUAAAAAUUCUUCCCGUCCAUUAUUCGACGUUGAAAUCUUUGAUAAUACAGGAUAACCUAAUGUCUCCCGAAAAAUAUCGAAAUAUCAGUACAGACGCCGACUCCCCUGAUAUUAGUACAAAAGAGGCUGUCACGAAGUACCUGAGCUACAGUGGGUGGCUACCGAACGCGUCUUUCUGA
Psylliodes chrysocephalus is the source of this 1383-nucleotide messenger RNA. Lineage: Eukaryota; Metazoa; Arthropoda; Insecta; Coleoptera; Chrysomelidae. The record is from the annotation of a GenBank genome assembly.